ACCAAGAGACGAAGAAGUAUCCAGUGUACUAAAUGCGGCGGGAAGUUCGGUGAAAGUUGUUUAUGCAACCUUCGUGUAUGAGAUCGGAAUAAGAUACAUUAGUGAGUUGCAUAACUUUAUUAGCGCAAGAACAUAGGCAUACCUUUAGAGGCUGGACCAGGCCAGACAUGAGUAGCACACACCUGGACGAGUGGCAGAGAAGGUCAUUUAAUAUUUCGUCUAGCACAUAUACACUUGAACAGACGGCUGAUGCUUAUCGGGCACACAUUCUGUCCAUUCAGCAUGCAUGGGAGAGUGCUGAGCUCUCUCCGAUCGGAGCCGCCAGCCUGCUGAGGACAUACACUGAACACUAUGCUGCUGUGCUGGACUCAGACGACCAGCACGCAGGGCUGAACAACUACGCUGACAGCAUACUGCACCUGGCCCGUCACCAGAGAAAUCACAGCGACAAAUGGGAGUCGUCCCUAACGACUGAAAAUGUGUUCAGCCUUCCAUGCGUGCAGAGCAUGUUGCAGGCUGGAGAUGACAAGCUCCCUAUGGAUACCACAGAUGCUGACAUCACGGUUGGUGAAGAGGUCAGCAGCAGUUGGAGCAAAGGUAAUGCUGAGUUUGGUUCUGGCGAUGGUGUUAUUUCAGAGCUGCCUCCUUCCUGUCCUACACCAGUUCCGAAUGCUGAAGUGGACAGUGGGAUUAGUAACUUUGGAAAUUGUGCUGCAGAGAGGGCCAGAGGCAGGGAGGGAGCACCCACAGGCUUUCCUUCAACCUGUAAUAUGCCAAGAGGCCAUGCAGGGAUCACACCACUCUUUGGUCAGAGCUUGUAUAAUCCCCCCAUUAACUCUGGAUCUUGUCCACAGUCCAGUGUUGGUAACACAAAAGCAUCCAAUACAAACAAUCACCAGUCUGUCUUUUUCUCCUCCACAAAUCCCUCCAAGAGGAAGAACUUCUACAGUUCAGGAACUGAAAGUAACAGAAGCUCAUUCCCACUAUGUGGAGGGCAUGAACUUGAAGGUAGUGGACGAAGAAAGGAGGAGAUUCCUGGCACUAACUUUAAAACAGCUCGAGAGCAACUUAUUGUUGACCAGCAGAAAAAACAUUCUCAUCAGGGACAGCGUGGCUUAUCAGUUAAUAUGGGCACAGUCACCAAAAAAUGUCUAGGGGCAAACCGGCCACGGGGGGCCUUCUCCAAAUUUAUCUCACCAGUGCCAAAACAAGAGGAGGAAGGCAGUGCUAGGGAUAAUGCAUCGCAAGACACACAAGUUAUUGAUGAACGGCUGAAGAACUUUGAACCAAAGAUAAUUGAACUAAUUAUGAGUGAAAUUAUGGAUCACGGCCCACCUGUGGCUUGGGAUGACAUUGCUGGCCUUGAGUUCGCCAAAGCCACCAUAAAAGAGAUUGUGGUGUGGCCCAUGCUGAGGCCUGACAUUUUCACUGGUCUCAGAGGUCCACCUAAGGGCAUCCUCCUGUUUGGCCCUCCAGGCACUGGGAAAACACUCAUAGGGAAGUGCAUAGCCAGCCAGUCUGGAGCCACAUUCUUCAGCAUCAGUGCUUCCUCACUCACCUCUAAGUGGGUGGGAGAGGGAGAGAAGAUGGUGAGGGCGCUGUUUGCCAUUGCUCGAUGCCACCAACCAGCAGUUAUUUUUAUAGAUGAGAUUGAUUCCCUGCUUUCUCAGCGCAUAGACGGAGAACAUGAUUCAUCUCGCCGGAUUAAGACUGAGUUCCUGGUCCAGCUAGAUGGAGCUGCCACUUCCUCUGAGGAGCGUAUCUUGGUGGUGGGAGCCACUAAUCGACCACAAGAGAUUGACGAAGCUGCCCGCCGUCGCCUUGCCAAAAGGCUCUACAUCCCCCUUCCAGAGGCUGCCGCUCGCCGACAGAUAGUGACUAACCUCAUGUUAAAAGAGAAGAGCCAGUUAGGAGUAGAGGAGCUUGAGAAUGUGGUGGUAGGCACAGAGGGGUUUUCGGGGGCUGAUAUGACACAACUUUGCCGUGAGGCGGCGCUUGGUCCAAUCCGCAGCAUCCAGCUCAGUGACAUCGCCACUAUCACACCUGAGCAGGUGAGGCCUAUACGUCACUAUGACUUCCAGGAAGGUCUCAAGACUGUGCGCCCCAGUGUGUCUCCCAAAGAUCUACAGCUCUAUGAAGAGUGGAACAGGACUUUUGGAUGUGGUCGAUAAUCACUCAAGCUUAUUUUGAAAGGAAAAAAAUGAAUUGAGAAAUUAAAAAUGUUUGUAAUUUGUUUCCACUUUAGCAAUCUAAAGUUAAAAUAAACCUAUUUUUAAAAUCUGAUUUUAAAAAUCUUUUGGAAAUAUGGAGGUCUUUGUCCUUUCUGAACUCACACUGUCAUUUGUAUGUGCUGUAACAUCUUAAAUAAAGAAAUGUUUCUUUAGAUAUGGCUUUUUCUGCCUCUUUUAGUUUGAUUUUUUUCACUUGGCUUUUGUUUAUUUGUGGUGUUCGGACUUGGAUCAUUCUGUGUUUUGAGUAAACAAUUUCUUCCUUAUCCACAAAAAUAUGUGGAUGUCUGAGUGUAAUGUGCAUAUGUAAGAGUAGUAUAAUUAGAUUUUUACUUGGAUGCCUUAUAUCUUUUAUUUUUAAGGCUGCUCUGUUCUGAGUGACAGUACUAUUUGUUUCUUCCACUCUGGAUUUAAUUGAUUGGUUUUACUAUAGACCUUAUUGUUGCUGUUUUGUACUUCUAGAAGUACAGAUGUUAUUCUUUUGGACAAGACUGAACAAGUGAUGAGUGCAAGGUAACAGAAUGCUCAAUGUAUUAGCACCAUUUUGUAGCUUAAUAUCAAUGGUGCAAGUUAUGUAUGGACAGCACAAACUUAAGAGUUUGGCUCCAAGAUGAUGUAAUGUGUGUCUUGGUGCAUCACAGAUUAGUUAUAUCCUUUGAGAUGCAUUUCAAAACAGAUUUAUGCUUAUGAAAGGUGACUGAGAAAUACUCCAAAUGUUAUAUGGAUGUUAAUUAUUCCUUGUAUGACACUAUAAACAUAAACUGGAGCUGCACCUUUGUGAAUGUAUCAGUUCUAUAUAAUUUGGGACUCUGUAUAUACUAGAAUUUAUCUUUGGUUCUUCUAGAACAGCACUGCUUAAGACUCAGUAGCUCUGCUUUAAAAUGGGGACUUGGGAAGCAACCAAUUCAUUUAUAUAGCCAAAUCUGUAAAAGUGGCAUGCUUCUAAAGUUUACUUUCCUUUAAAAUGAAGUGGAGCAGCAACAUUUUCCUGCUGAAUUACUGAGGAAAUGUGCCAAGUCUAUAAUAAAAGGGAACACUGGGCACCCUGUCACUUGUUUUCUUUUGGGUGUAUUAUCCAAAGGAGAACUGUCAUUGAGCAUAUCGACCAUUUCACCUCAUAUGUUCACUGGUGUUUUGCUGGUUUUCAUAUUUUUGUUGGUCCUCUGCAGCUCAGUGCUAGCUCCACUGUUUUGGUCUAUCUUUGUAAAUGGAUCUAGCAGGGGAAGUUGGGCAAUGUUGCAGGCAUUCUGGUCUCAUGAUAAGAGUUACCCACAGGCUAAGUCUUGCAUGUCUUUUCCUGUUGUUACUAUUGCCAUGUGGUAUGGGGCAGCAUUUGGCAAAUCAGAGAAAAAUUAUUUUAUACCUUGUAUGUGGUUGAUUAAAUUUACCCAAUGACCUGUCAUUCUUUUAGUGAACGUUAUUGUUUACCAUCUUAAAUUA
This is a messenger RNA of Electrophorus electricus (electric eel), 3668 nucleotides long. RefSeq names its product fidgetin-like 1 (gene fignl1). Lineage: Eukaryota; Metazoa; Chordata; Actinopteri; Gymnotiformes; Gymnotidae. Gene Ontology annotation, molecular function: ATP binding; microtubule severing ATPase activity; ATP hydrolysis activity. The record is from RefSeq and is a predicted model, not a curated record.